This is a messenger RNA of Spinacia oleracea (spinach), 3140 nucleotides long. RefSeq lists its product as uncharacterized. The record is from RefSeq and is a predicted model, not a curated record. Gene Ontology annotation, biological process: generation of catalytic spliceosome for first transesterification step; mRNA splicing, via spliceosome. The transcript is spliced from 5 exons. Gene Ontology annotation, molecular function: protein binding. Lineage: Eukaryota; Viridiplantae; Streptophyta; Magnoliopsida; Caryophyllales; Amaranthaceae. The coding region runs from base 158 to 2908 and encodes 916 amino acids. Gene Ontology annotation, cellular component: Prp19 complex; U2-type catalytic step 2 spliceosome; post-mRNA release spliceosomal complex.
ACGCAUCGUGCACAGAAAAAUGUCGUGAAACAGAGACGAGAACAAGGUAGGAGUGAAAAAAAACACUCACUUUAGUAUUUCACCGCCUAUCUCAAAGGCCAAAGGCACUCCUCCACCAUCUCUCACUCUCUCUUUCCUCACCUAUUCGCCUGCUGCCAUGUCCAUCCCUCGGGAAUUGUACCCUUCCGAAGAGGACCUUCCCUACGAAGAAGAAAUCCUCCGCAACCCCUUCAGUCUCCGUCUAUGGUGGCGCUACCUAGUGGCGAGAACCGCCUCUCCUUUCAAGAAGCGUGCAGUCAUCUACGAAAGAGCCCUAAAAGCUUUGCCUGGAAGCUACAAACUCUGGUAUGCCUAUCUUCGUGAACGCCUUGAACUUGUUCGCAAUCUUCCAAUUACGCAUUCUCAGUAUGAAACCCUAAAUAAUACUUUUGAACGUGCUUUAGUAACGAUGCAUAAAAUGCCAAGAGUUUGGAUUAUGUAUUUGUUAACCCUAACUCAGCAGAAAUUGGUUACUCGUACUCGUCGGACGUUCGAUCGGGCGCUUUGUGCUUUGCCUGUUACUCAGCAUGAUCGAAUUUGGGAACCCUAUUUGAUUUUUGUCAGUCAGAAGGGGAUUCCGAUCGAGACAUCACUUAGGGUUUACAGGAGGUAUUUGAAGUACGACCCGUCUCACAUUGAGGAUUUUAUUGAGUUUUUGAUUAAUUCGGAGCGGUGGCAAGAGGGUUCGGAGAGAUUAGCUGGGGUGUUGAAUGAUGAUCAGUUCUUUUCUAUUAAGGGGAAGACGAAGCACCGGCUUUGGCUUGAGUUGUGUGAUUUGUUGACCAAGCAUGCUACUGAGGUUUCUGGGUUGAAUGUGGAUGCGAUAAUUAGGGGCGGGAUUAGGAAGUUUACAGAUGAGGUGGGGAGGUUGUGGACUUCAUUGGCGGAUUAUUAUAUCAGGAGGAAGUUGCCGGAGAAGGCUAGGGAUGUGUUUGAGGAGGGUAUGACGACAGUGGUGACUGUUAGGGAUUUUAGUGUGGUUUUUGAUGCAUACUCGCAGUUUGAGGAGAGUAUGUUGGCAUAUAAGAUGGAGAGCUUGGAUUUGAGUGAUGAAGAGGGAGAGGAUGGUGGGGAUGGUGAAGAGGAGGAUGACAAGGAUAUCAGAGGGGAUGUUGAGCACUCUGUGGGGAAGUUUGAGAAGAAGAUCUUGAAGUGUUUUUGGCUGCACGAUGAUAAUGAUGUAGAUUUGCGGCUGGCUAGGUUGGAGCAUUUGAUGGAUAGACGGCCAGAACUGGCCAAUAGUGUUCUUCUUCGACAAAACCCACAUAAUGUGGAGCAAUGGCAUCGGAGAGUGAAGCUCUUUGAGGGUAACCCAACUAGGCAGAUAUUGACCUACACUGAGGCAGUCAGGACUGUAGACCCCAUGAAGGCAGUAGGAAAGCCUCACACUUUGUGGGUAGCUUUUGCUAAGCUUUAUGAGAAUCACAAAGAUCUUGCUAAUGCUAGGGUUAUCUUUGACAAAGCUGUGCAAGUCAAUUAUAAGGCAGUGGAUCAUCUUGCUAGCAUUUGGUGUGAAUGGGCUGAAAUGGAGUUGAGGCACAAAAACUUUAAGGGAGCACUAGACUUGAUGCGGCGUGCAACUGCAGUGCCCUCUGUUGAAGUUAAGCGUAGAGUUGCUGCGGAGGGUUACGAGCCUGUGCAGAUGAAGCUACACAAAUCGUUGAAGUUAUGGACAUUCUAUGUAGAUUUGGAGGAAAGCCUUGAUACUUUGGAGAGCACCCGUGCAGUGUAUGAGAGCAUAUUAGAUCUUAGAAUUGCAACUCCCCAAAUUAUUAUAAACUAUGCAAUGCUUCUGGAGGAGCAUAAAUAUUUUGAAGAUGCAUUUAGGGUGUAUGAAAGAGGCGUGAAGAUCUUCAAAUACCCUCAUGUAAAGGAGAUAUGGGUUACAUAUUUAUCCAAGUUUGUUAAGAGAUAUGGGAAGAGUAAGCUGGAACGAGCCAGAGAGCUCUUUGAAAAUGCUGUUGAAACGGCUCCCGGGGAAUGUGUAAAGCCUUUAUACCUGCAAUAUGCUAAGUUGGAGGAGGACUAUGGUUUAGCAAAGCGUGCAAUGAAGGUUUAUGACCAAGCUACUAAAGCUGUUCCAGCUAAUGAGAAGUUGAGCAUGUACGAGAUCUACAUAGCUCGUGCAGCAGAAAUGUUUGGUGUGCCAAAAACCAGGGAGAUAUAUGAGCAGGCAAUUCAAUCUGGGCUUCCUGACAAAGAUGUGAUGGCCAUGUGCUUGAAGUAUGCUGAGCUUGAGAAGAGCCUCGGAGAGAUUGACCGUUCGCGUACAGUUUAUAUAUAUGCCUCCCAGUUUGCAGAUCCAAGAUCUUUUUCAGAUUUCUGGAAUCAGUGGCAUGAAUUUGAGGUCCAACAUGGAAAUGAAGACACCUUCAGAGAAAUGCUCCGCAUCAAACGUACUGUUGUUUCUAGUUACAGCCAGACACAUUUCAUCCUUCCUGAAUUAAUGAUGCAAAAAGAUGAGAAGAUAAGCCUUGAUACGGCUGUGGAUGUACUAAAACAAGCUGGGGUUGGUGAAGAUGAAAUGGCUGCUCUUGAAAGGCGGUUGGCUCCUGCAGAUAACGAUGUUCCAGCUAAGGAUAAAGCCAGAACUGUUGGGUUUGUGAGUGCCGGGGUUGAAUCUCAAGCUGAUACUGGCAGAAGAAAUGUUAACCAGGAGGAGAUUGAACUGCCAGAAGAGAGUGAUGAUGACGAAGAUGACGAUGUUGAAAAGGUUGAGAUUGCUCAAAAGGAUGUGCCAAGUGCUGUUUUUGGUGGCUUGGCUAAGAAGCGGGAAGACCCUGAGAAACCUGAAGAUGGUGACGAGGCCAAAGAGGCUGAUAGUCGUCUUGGUGCUCUUGAAAGAUUGAAGCGUAGAAAGAAAGAUUAGCGACUUCCUUGUAAGGUCUGGUAAAAGCUAGUUAGAUAUUACGAGUAUCUCAGGUUACACUUCGGUACCUUCACUUUGUAAGCUUUUUGUAGCAUACUUCUUGUUGUAGAUUAAAUAUUUGAUCAGCUGAUCUCGUUUUUUUAAGGUCUGUUUUAAACAGGACAAAUUUUUGUAACGAUUGUUCAUAAAGAGUUAUUCAAAUGUGAAUCAAGCCCACUAACAAUUACUACUA